Messenger RNA from Zymoseptoria tritici IPO323, 969 nucleotides. RefSeq lists its product as uncharacterized. The transcript is spliced from 5 exons. Bases 1 to 969 code for a protein of 322 amino acids. The record is from RefSeq and is a predicted model, not a curated record. Gene Ontology annotation, molecular function: epoxide hydrolase activity. Gene Ontology annotation, biological process: epoxide metabolic process. Lineage: Eukaryota; Fungi; Ascomycota; Dothideomycetes; Mycosphaerellales; Mycosphaerellaceae.
AUGGCAUCACAUCCGAACAUCACUCCCUUCGAUCCGACAUUCGACUCUGAAAAGAUCGCCGCCCUCCGCAAUGCCCUCUCCAGCUCCCGUCCGCCUCUAGACGACGCCCUGCCCGAGAUACAAGAUCCAUCCGAGCACGGCAUCACACCCAAAUUCGCCUCCGCUCUCUGGAACAGCUGGCAUAGCACGUUCUUGUGGUCCACUGCCGCCGCCAAAAUCGCCAAAUGGCCACACUUCCUCGCCAACUUCCCCUCUCCGGAUCCCUCCACCGAAAAUGACCUCUCCAUUCACUUCCCCGGCUCCUUCUACGAGUUCAGCGAAGUCAUCACUCCCUUAAGCGAUCCCUCCGCGACUCCAUCCUUCCACAUCAUCGUACCCUCCCUCCCCGGCUUCGUCUUUUCCUCAGCUCCACCCCGCGCCGGCUGGACUGUCAAAGACACAGCGCGUAUCUUCCACCAGCUGAUGCUAUCUCUCGGCUACCAGUAUUACGCUGUGCAAGCGGGUGACUGGGGAGCUAUGGUGGCGAGAGAGCUGGGCGCACAGUAUAGUGAGCACUGCAGGGUGAUGCAUUUGAAUUGGUGUCCGGGGAGUGUGCCGGAAGCGGAGAGGGGAGAGGAAUCGGAAAGGGAGAAGAAGUGUCGAGAGCAGAGAGAGGCGGGUUGGUCGGGUUCGUGGGUGAGAAGCUGUAUUGCUACCUCGGCAUCGAUCUACUACGAGAACCCGCGCCACGACCAGUUCGCGGCUUAUUGCUCUGCAGAGGAGAAUCUGAUCAGGUGUCCGGUCGGAUACACGAGCAUGGGCUUCGACACGGCACCGAAUUCGAGAAGAGGAGCCGAGACAACGGUAGCAAAGGGGAAGUUAGUUUGGUACAAGGAGAGGGACUGCGCAGGACACUUUGCAUGCCUCGAGGACCCUGAGGGUAUGAUUGAGGAUAUUCGGGAGGUUGUUGGUAAGUUCUGGGACCGGUAG